UGUGUAACGAACCGUUUGGAGCUUAAAAAUCGAAAAGUUUUUUGAGAUAUGGAAAAAAAGUUUUACUAUUCAAAACCACAAAAUUUGGGACAAUUAGCCACAGCUGCGUGGCAAGUGAAUACUACAAAAAAUCCAGUAGAGCAAACCAAUCAAGGUAAAUCGAACGAAGACGAAGACGCGGACGAGGACACGGACGAGGACGCGGACGCGGAUGCGGACGCAGACGCAGACGCGGAUGACAAAAGUCAGUCGAGGCUGCAGCAAUUGGCCGGCGAAUAUCGCAGGCUGCUCUGCAACAUUGAGCAGCAGCUACCGGUGGCGGCAACAUUAAGCGGCAUACGUUUGGUUGCAGGCAGCGGCAGUGCAACAAGAUUUCUGCAGCAGCAAGGCCAAAGCAUUGGCUUUGUGGAUUUAUUUCGACAGCGCAUGCACUACGAGCGUCUGGGCAUACCGCUUACAGUGCUUGAGCUGCUCUACAUGGGGCAAGGUGAGCAGCAGCCGCAGCAGCCGCAGCAGCCGCAGCAGCAGCGACGUUUGCAAGACAGCGGCACACAAACGUCGCAGCAUGAGCGACUCGAUGCGGGCUGGCGCGCCAGCGAUUUGGAUGAGCUCGACUAUUGCGCAAAUUGUGAGCGUUUGACCUGUGGCAACUUUGAGCUGCGGCAUGCGGUAAAGGUGCGCGAUCUGCCAGCUGCAAUGGCAACGCAGCAGCGGCAGCAAGCAGAGCUGAAGCUGGGAGUUGAGCUGGAAACGCUGCUGGGGCCGCCGCAAAGCAAAGCGAACAUAGCAGAGCCAGAGCCAGAGCCUGAGCUUGAGUCUGAGCCUGAACCUGUUGUGCUAAAGAAAUUCGGCUCGACGGAUACGCUGAACGAAGUCUGGCGCAAUCCUGUCGCUUACGGCGUCUAUGAGCGCAGCAAUUUUGAUGCCGCUGCGCCCGCGCUGCAGCUAAUGCUGAGCGGCUGCAUGGGCGCGCCGCCACCGCUGGAUAAGCAGUCGGCCAGCUUGGGUGUGGAGCAAGCCGUGCAGCAGUCGAUGCAGUUCGAUAAGCUGACGCGUGAGCAGCGAGCGCAGCAAAUUGCGCUGCGACUGCAACAGCUGCGUCAGUUUCAGGAGCAAGCGAAUCGCAGCUACUGCCAGCAGCUGCUUGAGCGAACUGCCGACGGCGGCGGCGAGCUGCAGUGGAGCGAGAGCGUUGACGCUGGACUGGCGCCCAGUUUGCUGCAUGCCUGCCCCAUGGGCGGUGCGGAAUGCACGCGCGUGCUGAACGAAUCGCUGCUGGCGCACUUCAUCAAUGUGCAUCUGUCUGAGCCGGGACUGACGCUUAACGAGCUGUUCGAGCGCGAUCAGAUGCUGAUUAUGUUCCAGCCGCGCUCGUUUAAGCGCGGCCGCAAUGUCUGUCUAUCGAUGAUCGUAUAUGCGGGCUUCAAGGAUCAGCCGCAGUCGCUGCCCAUACUACGCUUCAUGCCCACCUAUAAUGCUGGCAUGCCGGCGGCUUUUGCGCGCUUCACUGGCCACAUGCCCAUCUUUGUUAUGGCCUGUCGCACGCGCAUACGCGCAAGUCCCAAACGCGUGCGUUUUGUCGAUCAGCAGCAGCAGCAGCAGCAGCAGCUCGAAGACUCCAGUGAGCCGCUGCUUGGCUCGAAUGCAAGCUGCGCCACCUGUGCGGCUGCGGCUGCGGCUGCGGAUGAGUUGGAGAAUGUCAUGGCCUUGUGGCUGGUCAGCAUGGAGCUGGCGCAGCCGCUGCAUGUGCACAUGACUGUCUUCAAUAGUCGCCUCGACAUCAGUCGCAGCUCCAUUAUGCAGGUGCGUGGGCUGCACAAGUCGCACAACUUCGAGCAAUUCAUGUUCAGCAGUCGCGACUAUUUGCGCCUCACCAGCCACGAUCUGCGCCUGCUCACCAAUAACUAUACUGAGCCCAUUUAUCUGGAGCUGGCUGUGCGCGAAUUUGCUGCUCAGUUGCAGACUGAUUCGAAUUUGGAUAUCAAUUUCAAUGCGUAAUUUCCGUUGUCCUUGUCUCCUGCUUCUUACAUUCGUAACGCUAAAUUAUUCGAGAGUAAAAAGAUAUAUAUAUAUAUUUGGAAGUCAAGACACCUAUGCAACAGCUUUAUAUAUAUUCAUAUCAUCUAAGCUAAGAAA
Messenger RNA from Drosophila busckii, 2136 nucleotides. RefSeq lists its product as uncharacterized. Lineage: Eukaryota; Metazoa; Arthropoda; Insecta; Diptera; Drosophilidae. The record is from RefSeq and is a predicted model, not a curated record. The transcript has a single exon. The coding region runs from base 49 to 1998 and encodes 649 amino acids.